This is a messenger RNA of Camellia sinensis, 923 nucleotides long. NCBI's taxonomy places the organism in Eukaryota, Viridiplantae, Streptophyta, Magnoliopsida, Ericales, Theaceae. The record is from RefSeq and is a predicted model, not a curated record.
CGUUUGGCAACUUACAUUUUUAGCCAAAAAGCCAAAAAGUUACUAAAAAAGCCAAAAAGUCUAUAAAUUUCACCCUACGCGCCUAUGUACAGUAGCUUCACGUGAUGGGUGGCAGAUGCGGUGUAAAAAGACCGUUUUGCCCCUCAUUGAUUUUCGUUAUUCCGUUUUCACCCUCCCUUUAUGUCAAACACUGAUGGGAAUCAUUUCAGAGCUACGAAUCGUUUCAGAGCUAUUAUCAGAAAGGGUGUACUACCUUCAGCUAUUCAGCUACAUCAACAUGAAGAGGGUUCUUCGUUCAACGCCAGAAGAUAGUAGAAGCUCUGAUCUGAAGAGAAAGAAAACCGAAGCGACGACGACAGUCCGCGAAGGUCCUCGGAGAAGCAGACCAUCCCCUGACGAUUCCUCCAGCCGCAGUCGCAUGGCGUCACAUCGAUCUACGCCUCGUACCCCUUCCGGAAAAGGGAAACGCCAACAACCCUAUCAUAAAGCAACUUGGGAUGGGGAGUCGACACGGAUUUUCUUGGAACUGGUUGUGAAGGAAAUUGAAGCAGAAAACCGGCCACACAUGUCAAUCACUCCAAACGGGUACCGUUCGUUGUCUAAGACAUUUGAGGCAGCAACUGGGCGGCUGCAUUCCCUCAAACAACUUAAAAACAGGUACAAUCUGUUGAAGACCGAGUGGCGUGCGUGGUGUAAGCUAAUGGAUUGCCGGAAAGGCCCAACUGGAAUUGGCUUUGACCAAGUAACUGGGCUGUUCAAUGCUUCGGCUGAUUGGUGGGCUAAAAUGGAAAAGGUAACGGUUUAUAUUUUCUUUUUCGUGUCCGUUAUUGCAUAACUAAUAUCUCAAUUUUUGUAUGUGUAUCAUGCUGUCCAGUGUAGUUUAAAACAUUCAAUUUUCUAACUUUACCUAAUAUUAUGAUAAC